Morchella sextelata is the source of this 1143-nucleotide messenger RNA. RefSeq lists its product as uncharacterized. The coding region runs from base 1 to 1143 and encodes 380 amino acids. Gene Ontology annotation, biological process: cellular response to oxidative stress; protein phosphorylation. Gene Ontology annotation, molecular function: ATP binding; calcium/calmodulin-dependent protein kinase activity. The record is from RefSeq and is a predicted model, not a curated record. Lineage: Eukaryota; Fungi; Ascomycota; Pezizomycetes; Pezizales; Morchellaceae. The transcript has 5 exons.
AUGGGCCGCACUUUGGGUGCAGGUACCUACGGAAUCGUUCGCGAAGCCGAUGGCCCCGAAGGGAAAGUCGCCGUAAAGAUCAUUUUGAAGAAAAAUGUCAAGGGUAACGAGCAGAUGGUGUAUGACGAAUUAAAGCUACUACAGAGGCUUCACCAUCCGCAUAUUGUUCAGUUUCGCGAUUGGUUUGAGUCAAGGGACAAGUACUACAUCGUUACUCAGUUAGCUACCGGCGGCGAACUUUUCGAUCGUAUUUGCGAAUACGGAAAAUUCACCGAGAAGGAUGCAUCGCAGACUAUUCGCGAGGUUCUACAAGCUGUUGACUACUUGCACAGCGUCAACAUAGUCCACAGGGACUUGAAACCUGAGAACUUGUUGUACCUUACCCCUGAUGCGAAUUCCUCCCUCGUGCUUGCCGAUUUCGGUAUCGCCAAGAUGCUUGACUCAAGCAACGAAAUGCUCACCACCAUGGCCGGCUCCUUCGGUUACGCAGCUCCAGAGGUUAUGUUAAAGAAGGGGCAUGGAAAAGCUGUCGAUAUGUGGUCCUUGGGUGUUAUCACCUACACCUUACUUUGCGGGUACUCGCCAUUCCGUAGUGAGAGUCUUGCAGACUUGAUCGACGAAUGUAGUAAUGGGAGAGUUAUCUUCCAUGAGCGCUACUGGAAGGAAGUUAGUAGAGAUGCAAAGGUCUUUAUCGGAGAUCUCUUGCAACCUAAGCCAGAAGACCGCCCCACUAGCUCGGAAGCACUCAAGCACAGCUGGCUCAAGGGCGAAACUGCCACCGACUAUGAUAUCUUACCAGAGAUUAAGUCCUACAUCGCCAAGGCCCGUCUCCGCCGCGGUAUUGAAAUGGUCAAACUCACCAACCGUAUCGAAGCCCUCAGGAUGCGCGAUGAUGAUCCCGACGAGGGCGAUGUACCGGCUGAUGCAAAGGAAGCUGCCAAAGAGGGGGUCACAAAGCCCAGCGAUUCUAAGCCCUCUAGUUCUACUACUACUGGAAAGGGUACCGGCAGACUCUCAAGAGCGGCAAGAUCUGCUAUUUUCAGGGAGGUAGUGUUGGCGAAGGUUAGGGAGAUGAAGGCCGAAGAGGAGAAGCAACUCACGGAGAGGACUUUGAGUGAGAAGAAACCAGGUUCAAGGAAGUAA